AUACCUGGUAACCCGGGGAGCCACUCACAGCGACACACCACUACACAUCUAAAGGAGGAGGAAGAGAUGGCCACCCAAAAUAACUUCUCCGCUGUCAGUCUGGCGUUUCUGCUCGUGUUCGCGUUGACUGCUUCGUUAGUCCCGGUCGAUGCUUCUCCUGAUCGGACCAAGACGGUGGAGUUCAACGUUAAACCGGGAGGAGUGGUGCAUACUUUCACCGAGGCGAUUAGGGAGUAUGAAUGCUCAUUCACUUAUGCUUCACAAGGGGGAACCAACGAGCAAUGGCUGAUGAGCGUGGGUCUGAGUGACGACGACAGGCUGUUUUCCUGCUCUGUGUGGAGGCCUCAGGGGAAGUCCUACCUGUUUUUCACUCAGUUCAAAGCUGAACUAAAGGGAACCAAAAUUGAAUAUGCCAACGCAUAUUCUCAGACAGCGGGCGCAGGACAGAGUGACGUGCCUUUGAAGCCGGAGGAAUUUAUCGUAGGAGACUCAACAGUGACCCACAGAGAUGGAAAGUUCAGUGCUCAACUCUCCAAACUGACCGCCAUUGGACGGACACGACAUGACGAGCUGUAAUUGGUCAGAAGUGUGACUUGGCUCUGGUCAUGUUCUGAGCUCUGAGACCGGCCUCUGUGUUUCAGCUCGGUCGUCAAUGAAGGAUGGAUUAGUGGGAGUUAAAAUUAAAGUAGGAUGAUACUGAUAUUGUUGGUACAUUAAUUACCUGGUGUGUUUAUACAACGGAUUUGAAAUGCUGCUCGAGACAACAACAAAAAAAAUACAGCGAGUGUUUAUAUUUUUUACUACAUAAUGUCCCAGUUAAAAAUCUGCCAUAAGAUAAAGUGCUUCCAUAGUUGUUUCUUAGAGUCUAAGGCUGAGAGAUCUGCUGAGAGCAAAUCUGUCCUGAUCCACUGGGGACGUAUGUGAAUGUAUAGAGGAUUGGUGUCUGGGGGCUUGUUGAGUAUAGAUAACACAUUUAGAGUAGGGAGAGAUUUAUCCAUCUCGUGUAAUCCUGAGAGAAAAGUGAAUAAUCUCCAAUAGCGUCAUCGCGCGCACACAUAAACAAUUACAUUUUCCCCAGUCCUGUUCUGUUCUGGGCUGAGCUCCUCGCUCUCUGUCUGUUGGUAUUCAUCUGUUCUAGAUAACUGUAAGCACUCAUUUUAUCCCCUAAAUCACCCAUUGGUACCUCUUGUGAUCUUUUUUUUUUGUUUUGUUGUGUUUCGGUUUUUGCCAGAAGGGAUACUUGUAAUAGAGCAGAUAGCAGCUUCGUAAGAGAAAGAUAUGCAUUUUGGGAUAAAUCUCAAACAGUGUCCUUGUGAAUUCAUUGUGGAGAAAAUGUGAUAUAGGUAUAAAUGAUUAUUAUCUUAUUUGAAAUUACCUUUAUCGUGGUCAUUUUAAUUAGACACCUGCAGCAGAAUGAUAUUUCAGUGAGUUCACUGUUACACUGUUUCAGGUUUAACCCAAAAAACCUCAAAUAUAAGUUGUGCACAGACAUUUGGAUCAUAGUAUAUAUGGCAAAGAGCUGCCCUCACAUAUUCCUGAGCCCCUCUUGAACCUUCUGCUUUCAUCCUCCAGUGGCACGUGUGUGGAUCAGCCAGAGCAUUGUGCACGUUUCAGAAGUACAUGCUCCUUUAUAUAGCAACAAGGACCCCCUUUAUCUCCCCUACAUUGAUCCAAUCUUAGAUCCACACAAGUGUCCAUGAGAUGGAUUCAGGAGGGGAUUGAUUUCAGAUUCAAGGAUUGUGCUGAUUUGGUUCUGUGGUCGGAUUACUCACUGAGAUCCAUAGCUUGUUUGGAUCCUCUCAUCUGUCCGGAGGUGAUCCUCUGGAGUGGAGGAAACAGCUGGGGGGGACGUUUGUGUGUCCCUUUGUCACCGUCGAGGCUCCCUCUGGGGUCACAACAGGAAGUAACCAGAUGCUAAAAGAAAAGCAGCACACACAAUGUUACUUAUUUUGUACAUGUUUUCUUUUUUUCUACUUCUUGAUUGUUCUGAUUCAUGAUGAAAUGUGAUGGAUGUUUGAAUAAAGACAUGUUGUCACUGCUCUGGAGAUAA
Molecule: messenger RNA, 2050 nt
Organism: Epinephelus lanceolatus (giant grouper)
Lineage: Eukaryota; Metazoa; Chordata; Actinopteri; Perciformes; Serranidae
Gene: mydgf
Product: myeloid-derived growth factor
Biological process (GO): positive regulation of angiogenesis; positive regulation of endothelial cell proliferation
Source: RefSeq, a predicted model, not a curated record